Messenger RNA from Girardinichthys multiradiatus, 1118 nucleotides. RefSeq lists its product as uncharacterized. The record is from RefSeq and is a predicted model, not a curated record. NCBI's taxonomy places the organism in Eukaryota, Metazoa, Chordata, Actinopteri, Cyprinodontiformes, Goodeidae. Bases 155 to 487 code for a protein of 110 amino acids. Gene Ontology annotation, molecular function: 2 iron, 2 sulfur cluster binding. The transcript is spliced from 3 exons. Gene Ontology annotation, cellular component: intracellular membrane-bounded organelle; mitochondrial outer membrane. Gene Ontology annotation, biological process: regulation of autophagy.
CGUAGUAGUAAAGGGGACAUCACUAUCAGCGGACAGUUUCAUGAAGCUAACCGGUUGACCUUGCUGCUUGCCGUUGACCGCAAACAACCGUCAGGAUAAAGAAAACGCGACAACUCAAAGUUUACGUGACCGGUGAUAGAAGCCCGAGUGUCCGAUGGCAGUGGUCCACAACUCCGGUUUCAGGUUAACCAAAGAACAUUUCUUGAUUGCUGUGCCAGUGGCAGUCGUUUCAGCAGCUGCAGGUUUUCUAGUGAGCCACUUCCUGAGCAGCCGUACCUGCAAGAAGGGCCAUGUGAACGUAGGCAUCAGCAAAGACAGCCCCAAAGUGGUGCACAGCUUUGACAUGGAGGACAUCGGCACCAAGGCAGUGUACUGCCGCUGCUGGAAAUCUAAAAAGUUCCCAUUCUGUGACGGUGCCCACACCAAGCACAACGAGGAAACCGGAGAUAACGUUGGGCCUCUCAUCAUCAAAAAGAAAGACGCAUAGUGCAACGCCGUGGACAAACCCGUCCCUCCCUGACUGCUCAUGCUUCCAACGCUGCCUGAUCAUUCAUCAGUAUUGUUGUGGUCUCCUGUAGAUGACCCUGAAGAAGCCAGAACAUACUGCAAAUAUCUUUUUCUUCACAUUUCCCAAUAUUCCCAUACUAAACAACAUAUUUGAUACAAGAUUAUUCUGGGCAGAUCAGGGACUGUGACAAUCAAUGCAGUUAGAGCUGGGGGUUGUUUUUGGGGCUAACCUUUGUGUUGGUUCUUGGUGGCUCCAUGUGUUGUGGAGCAGGUGGUUGAAAUAUGAAAUAAUUACUUAUUUGCUUCGACAGUCCAAUAUUUAUGUUGAUUCCAGCACAUGCCUUAUCUUUGUAUGAUGAACACAGCAAUCCAUAUGAAUGUUACAUGAAAUAUUCAGUUUGUUUUGCUGCUUUAUAGAAAUGUUUGUCUUAAAUUAAAAUAAAAAAGUGUUGAUUGUUAAAACACUAUCUGCCCCCUCCAGCUUUCUGAUCUAACUGUAUGUGUCUGAAGGGAUCUAUUUUGCAUAUUCAUCAGAUUGAUUUAUCUACUGGCUCCAGUGUGCUUGGGUCAGUGUGCUGUAUAUUGUUAAUAAAACAUGUUGAGUGAUCUAA